CUUUCAUAUUUUUGUAUCAUCAAAGUUCACCACAGGCAACCUUUGGUUUGCUAAAUUGUCAAAUUAGCACCACCACUUUUUGGCCCGGUGUACAGUAGUAUCCUGGAGGUUUUGCAAGUCCAAAAACAUGCCUCACCCACAAAUCCAACCGUAUUCUAGCGAGUACCUUGAUGACAUUUGUAAGCUGAUAGAAAAGGACCUCAGUGAACCAUAUAGCAAAUAUGUGUACCGCUACUUUUUGCAUCAAUGGCCCCAGUACAGCUAUAUAGCCCUCCUCGAUGGCAGGCUCAUUGGUGCCAUUGUCAGCAAACAAGAUGCUAGAAAAAACAGAAUUCGUGGCUAUAUAGCUAUGCUGGCUGUUGAUAAAAAUUACAGAGGACACGGUAUCGCUACACAACUUGCGAAUGCCUCCAUACAAGCAAUGAGGGAAAACUCUGCUGACGAAAUUGUUUUGGAAACAGAAGUUGACAAUGAGGCUGCCAAAUCCUUCUAUGAACACCUUGGGUUUUCUCGGUACAAACGGUUAUACCGCUACUACUUAAACGGAAGAGAUGCGUUUCGCUACAUCUUCCUUCCCGAAAAGGCUCUGUCUAUUUCCGCCAAUAAGUGAUGUCAAAUACCUAAUCAAGUCGAUAUUAAUAUAAAUUCACUAGUGGUUGUUUUGUUCAUUAUAGCAAAGUAAAGAUUAACUAAGACAAAGCAUAGCCUGGGUCUGUUGAGGAAGACGUGACGACAGUUGAAUUCAGAACUUGGAUUUCAAAAUGCUUCUUGCUUAUGAAUUUUUAUGACAUAAAUAUAUGUUGCUUGCAGUCUAUAAGUAGGAUUCAGGACUUUUCCAAUAAAAAUGCGCUAGCAAAAUGCUAAAUAGCUAUUUCGUGUUGAGUAAUUUGUGCUUUCAUGAUACUGCUAAUGGUAAACUAAUUACUAGUUAGACUGUUUCAUUAUAAUUGGUCAAAUAAAACCAGUUGCGAAGAGCAAGUAACUACAUCUCUCGGUUUUUUGCAAUCCUCUAAUGAGAGCAACGCUCACAGUGAAACGUCAUUUAAUGAACAGUAUACAAUAUUAAUUUUAGCAUUGA
This is a messenger RNA of Schizosaccharomyces japonicus yFS275, 1078 nucleotides long. RefSeq names its product NatC N-acetyltransferase complex catalytic subunit. Gene Ontology annotation, cellular component: cytoplasm; NatC complex. The record is from RefSeq and is a predicted model, not a curated record. Gene Ontology annotation, biological process: regulation of protein localization. The coding region runs from base 128 to 610 and encodes 160 amino acids. The transcript is spliced from 2 exons. Gene Ontology annotation, molecular function: protein-N-terminal amino-acid acetyltransferase activity; acyltransferase activity, transferring groups other than amino-acyl groups; transferase activity. Lineage: Eukaryota; Fungi; Ascomycota; Schizosaccharomycetes; Schizosaccharomycetales; Schizosaccharomycetaceae.